Molecule: messenger RNA, 4015 nt
Organism: Sander lucioperca (pikeperch)
Lineage: Eukaryota; Metazoa; Chordata; Actinopteri; Perciformes; Percidae
Gene: tdrd1
Product: tudor domain containing 1
Exons: 26
Coding region: 89-3697 (1202 amino acids)
Biological process (GO): spermatogenesis
Source: RefSeq, a predicted model, not a curated record
UGUCUUUAUUCUUGGGACAGAAGCAGAAGUUGAGAAUUACGGUAAUUUCAUUCUGCCCUUGACCUAUCCGCAAUUGAGGCUACUGCGCAUGUGCAACACACUUUACCUCUACCAUCAACACGUGCACACAGCUGCCACCAUGUACCGCUCAUUUUCUCCAAACCUGGUUCGACCUAACCAGCCCUUGAGGAAACCAUCAUCGACCCCCGUGGCUCUUAUUACCGCAUUGCCUUCUCCAAGACAUCCAACCAUGCCCAAUGCAACACCUGUGCGCCCCGCCUCAGGCGCCAUUGGAGACGGAAUCAGCAGGGAUCAAUCUGCAGUGUUAGGAUCCAUACCACCAGCGCUGACUGUAUACUUCUGCAACUUCUGUGGUCAGCAAGGAAAUUUUCGGUGCAAGCGCUGCAAGAAGACUCCUUACUGCUCUGUGGUGUGUCAGACAGAAGACUGGAAGGCACACAGACACAUGUGCAAGUCCAUUGAUCUAGAACCUGAAAAAGAGACAACUAAGGAAACAACAGCUUUGCUGGUGACAGGAGACGGAGCCGGCCCGGUUGAGUCUAAGCACGGUGAUGCAUCCAGCCUCCAGAGGGUCUAUUUCAAGGACUUGCAUAUAACUAAAAUCAUUAAGGGAACAGACAUCCAGGCAUCUGUUGUAGAGUUCUACAGCCCUGGCAGGUUUUUUCUCGUUGCCCAAAGUCCUGAGCUGCUGGAAGCUCUGCAGUACAUCAGCACAGAGCUUCAGAAAACUAACAGCUGCCCAUCAAUGAGGACAUAUGUACCACAUGUUGGUGAGGUUUGCGCGGUUCAGUUCUCCUGUGAUCUGAACUGGUACCGAGGCCUGGUCCAGACUUUAGCUGCUGACCAGAAGACGGCUAAUAUCCUUUACAUUGACUUUGGCAAUGAAGAGGAUGUACCUGUGGAUAGGAUCAAGCCCCUGGCUGCUAAUAUCCAGCCAUUUUGUCCAUGCGCAAUGGAGUGCCAUAUCGCUGGGGUGGUCCCAGUGACUGGCAACUGGUCAGGCGAGUGCCGUAUAUCAGUGAAACAGCUGUUGGCCGGCAAGAUUGUGACUGUUAGACUGGUGGAAUCACUAGAAAAUGGCCGCAUCCAUGCUGUGGAUAUCCUGCUUUCCAUGGGAAAGAAGUUGAGCACUUUCCUCCUUGAGCACGGUUAUGCAGCAGAAGAAACAGUCAACGAAACACCAACUCAGCAAAAAAUAAAUGCCAUGGUAAGUGCAUCCUUGGAUAACUUCAGGCGUCUCUCCGAUGGGAAGGAUGACAACACCUGGGCUCAGCCACCAGAGCCACUGACACUGGCAGUAGGUGACUCCUUCUCUGUUGUGGUUACUCAUCUUCAGUCACCCAAUGAAAUUAUCGUACAGAAGGUGGAGAACGCUGGAGUGAUUCAGGAGUUGCAGCUGAAGCUGAGGGAACACUGCUGCCAGGCCCCAGCCCCCCACAACUUCAGGCCAGCCCCCAGCACAGUUUGCUGUGCCCAGUUCUCAGAGGACAAGCAGUGGUACAGGGCUAAAAUUCUGGCUUAUUCAUCAGAGGAACGCGUCUGUGUCGGCUACCUUGAUUUUGGCAACUCUGAGGAGGUGGAUUUAGGCUACCUGCAGCCUAUCAGCACUUCACUACUGGCCCUGCCCAUGCAGGCUAUGGCUUGUGGUCUUGCAGGGGUGCAGCCUGUUGGGGAGAGCUGGUCAGAGGACUGCCUGCUGGCCCUGCAGCGAAGGGUAUCGAACCGAAUACUGCGCCUUGAGAUCCAGGGAGCACAUGAGGGCAAGGCUUUGGUGGCCAUGAUUGACGAGGCCAGUGAUCCUCAGGCCAAUGUAGCCGAGCUGUUGAUCUCUGCUGGUUUCGCUGCACCUGCUCCUCCUCCUGUUCCCACCAGCAGUGACCAGCAGGCUGACGAGACAGCAACUGUUCCUGCGGAACCACAUGGUGUACCGGCCCCAGCCUGUGAGCCUCUGGUGUGGUCUUGUAGUGAGCUUCCAUGUGACGGCCAGACAGUGGCACUGCUGGCCAGUGUUUUGGAGAACCCUCAAGAGUUUUACUGCCGGAUCAACAAUCCCACAGACCAUCAGCGGCUGAUAGAGCUCGGGGCUGAGUUGAAACAGCAUUGUGCGGCAGAGGCCUCACCUUUUGUGCCCAAAGUGGGGGAGCCCUGUUGUGCCAUGUUUCCAGGUGAUAAAGAGUGGUAUCGGGCUAUGGUAAACGAGCUGUCUGAAGACGUGUCUGUAAACUUCGUGGACUAUGGUUAUAGCAUGAAAGUGGAAAAGGACCACAUUCGAUCCAUUACACCCCGACUCCUGAAUCUACCCUUCCAGGCAAUUCGCUGCUGGCUCACAGGUGUGGAGCCCCUGGGAUCAGAGUGGAGCAGUGAAGCCCUGCUGUGGUUCCAGAGUCUGGUGGAUGGCAAGCAGCUCUCUGCACGUGUCCUUUGUGCCACUGAACAAGGCUAUGGUGUGGAGCUAGAGAGCAAAGGGCAGAAUGUGGCAGCUGCCCUCAUUUCUGCGCAACUAGCCAAAGUUCCUGGAGCGGUUCCCAAAGAGACACAUGCAACCACAGGCUCUGAACACAAACACCAAGAGAACAUACAGGAAAAUGAAAACAGCCAAAUGCAUGUGCAAGCCUCCGACCAGACAGGAAUCAGUUCCAAAAAGAUGCCAACAGAGGGUCAUUCUGCAGUGCCAUCAGAAGCCCCAUCUUUUCCAGUGGACUGGAAGACAGUGGAGCUGCCUCUCAACGACACCUUUCAGCCUUGCAUUGCAGCUGUCACGAGUCCUUCCCUCUUCUACCUGCUCGUUCCUAGCCAGGUGGACCAGCAGAAGCUUCAGGAGGUGAUGAUGGAGCUGGUUGCCUAUUGCAGCAACAUUCGUGCUUGUUUAUCCUCCACUGUCCUGAGCAGACCAGUUCCUGGGGCUGCCUGCUGUGCCCAGUUCUCUGCUGACAAUAACUGGUACCGUGCAGUGGUCCUGGAGGUCGGUGACAAUGAGAUGAGUGUCAUCUAUGCAGAUUACGGGAACAGUGAGAAGGUGCCAUUCUCCCGUAUCUUGCCCAUCACCAAGCACCUGCUGCAGCUCCCCUUUCAGAUCACUCGCUGCACCCUCACUGGUAAGGAACACUUCCCUACAGAGUUGCCAGAGGAAGUGCUGCAGAUGUUUCAAAGCCAGCUGUUGAAUGGUGUCCUCGCCACUGUCCAGUCCUUCAAUGGCUCUGUUAACGUGCUCUCACUCACUCUGCCCACUGAGAGGGGCGGGGGGCACCUCACCACCAUGAUCUUGGAUGCGCUACAGGACCAGGCCAAUAGUAAUCCUUGCUCAUCCACCACCCAGAAUGCUGACCAAACUGACAGCACCACAGUUGUACAUGACUGCCCCCCCCAACCCAUGGUCAUACCUGAAACCCAAAAGGGGCUGAAACAUACAACUGCUACCACCGGCCUAACCAUCCCAGAGCGGGAACCCCAGACUCCCCAGCAGAAGAAAAACACCUCUGCUGUGUCAGUCAAUGAAGAUCCCGUUCAGGAGAUAAUUGCGCAAAUGGAACCUCCAUGCAAAAUUGAUACCAAAACUAACGAUCCUCAGGCCUCUAGCUGCUGCUGUCUGAACCUGACAACUAAGAUUGACCACCUGGAACAGUUGGUGCAGCUGCAGCUUUCUCUCAUCAAGCAGUUUGUGGGACAGACAAAAUAAGAUUUACCAAUUACAUAACUUUAUAGUCUUGUUUGCCAACUUGUUAAAACCAAGCAUGUUGUUUAUUCUUCCAACCCUGUUUAUUUAGAACAGGUUAACUCUGAAUGUGGUCUCCAGACGCAGCCACACAGUUUGUAAUUUUAAUUUUGUCACCUUUAAUGCCAUCCAGCUUUUAAUUUUGCUUUCUAGCUUUAAUGUUGUGUCCUUAUCCAGGACUUUUAGGUUUUUAACCUGUGGUUAAAUUCCAGUGACUUUUAUUUUUUAAUAUUUCUGGAGGUUUUCAUAAAACACUUUAGGUUUGUGUAAGUUGGCAGAAAA